Effrenium voratum is the source of this 2514-nucleotide messenger RNA. Lineage: Eukaryota; Dinophyceae; Suessiales; Symbiodiniaceae. The record is from the annotation of a GenBank genome assembly.
AGCCACUUCGCUCAAGCGGCUAAGAAGGGGGGAGCUUGGCAAGUCCGCGGUUGAGAACUUUCCCGCGUCACCACGGCUCCACAUUUUAUCCAGAGUCAAUCUCACCGUGGCUUCGUGAGCCGAUGCUCUUCGUCCACCAAGCCCCACGAAUGUGGCAGGACCAGAAGGGCGCCACCACCGCGUUGCGCGCCAGCGACCGCCCCAGCCGGAAAAGAACCACCAGCGCCACCCACGGGCGGCGGCCCAGCAGCGCUGUGGGCGGGGAACCUCGCAGAAGCGAGCGGUCGCGGCCAGGCUCUGCGUCCUCCAGCAACGGGCGCUUCGUCGGAAGCGUGCUGCGCACGUCCUCGCCCCCGGGCAGUGCUCGCUCGCAGACGCCGGUGCUGGUGGCCAGCGAUGGUGGCCAGAUGCACUUCAAGAUCUCCUCGAACCGCGCGUCGCCCAACCGGCCGCGGACGCCCUCCAGGAGGACUCCCAGCAGCACCUCGAAGGACGGCAAGGAGGUCCCCAGCCAGCGCCCAGAGAGCGCGAAUGACGGUGCGCAGAAGGGCAAUGGAAGCUUGACAACAGUCAUCUCGUCUGCGCUGGACUACAAGCGUUUUCUGGACCGACGGAAGCAGAUGAUUCAGCAGCAAGUCGAGUCUGCGCAGCAGGCAGAUCGGGGCGAUGGCGAGGCGCCGGAGGAGGAUGCCACUAGGAGCCCAGCCGUAGGUUGGAACGCCCGGCCCGCCGGACCGGUGAAGGGCAACCACGCGGUCGCCGUAGCGCAGGCGGUGCCGGUCACUUCCAACGCCAUGAAGCGCCCGACGUCGUCAGGGGCCACCACGGCGACCUCCAAGGGUAGCGGCGACGAUUCGCAGCCGGAGGACUCAGGUACCCCGACGUCGGCGCGUAGCAGCAACACCACCCACCUCUUGCGUCGGGUUUGCGUGAUGCCGGAGAAGCAGAGGGCCCAGACACCGCAGGCUCGCCCCAGCCCGUCAGCAGGGGCAGGCGACAGCGUCGGGCGCAUCCGCACCUCACUGCCGGCGGGCGGCGCACAUCAGGCUUGCCGCAGCUUGGGCCAGAAUGAGCAGAAGGGCGAGAUCCUUGGCGGAUUCUCCAAGGAAGUCACUGAGACGGGCGAAGUCUCUGGGCGCAAGCAGCGGGACUCCUUCGAUGCCCUCCUGAAGGAUGACAUGAGCGACGGCCGGCCAAGCACAAGCACCACACUUUCUGGAAGUUCGCUUGAUGACUACAUCGUGGGAAAGCAGAUCGGUCAGGGAGCUUAUGCCACCGUCGCCUUUGGGUUGCACAAAGAGACGAGCAAGAAAGUUGCCAUCAAGAUCUACGAGAAGUACAAGCUCUUGGACCCACAGCGCCGCAAGAGCGUGCGCUGCGAGAUCCGGCUGAUGGAACGCCUGAGGCACCCCAACAUCGUAGAGUUUCACGAGGCAUUGGACACGCCGAAGCAGAUUUAUCUCAUCAUGGACUUUGUGAGUGGCGGGUCGCUGCACCACUUUCUCAAAAAGCGCCCCAAUCGUCGAACCGACGACCCGCUGGCGAAGCGUUUGUUCUUCCAGGUGUGCCAGGGAAUCAAGUACCUACACGACCGCCACAUUGUUCACAGAGAUGUGAAGCUAGAGAAUCUGCUUUUGGACGAUCAAGGGACGGUGAAAAUCAUCGACUUCGGAUUUUCCACCAUCGUCCCUCCAGGCAAAAAGCUCAAGGUCUUUUGCGGGACGCCUUCCUAUAUGGCUCCGGAGAUCGUAGCCCGGAAGGAGUACACCGGCUUUUGUGCAGACAUUUGGGCCAUGGGGGUGCUUUUGUACGCCCUGCUCUGCGGCAGCUUCCCCUUCCGGGGCCAGAACGAUCGCGACCUGUACCGGAAGAUCGUGCGGGGAGUCUUCCACAUCCCCGACUUUGUGGGGGACGGCGCCAAGCUGCUGGUGCAGAAGGCCCUGACCACAGACAUGGUGCGCCGCGUCACCGUGGACGACCUCAUGGCGGAUCAGUGGCUCUCAGCGCAGCGGGAGGAAGGGCAGAGUAAAGUGACGUACCAGCCCAACAGCUCCACCUCUUCCAGCCUCACCACUGCCGUGCCCUCCACGGGGCAAAGCGCCCGCGAGAGCAGCGGCGACUCCCCGCGCUCGCGGACCUAUGCCACCCCCCCGCCGGCCCCGGCGGUGCCAGAGGAGAAGCGAGAACAUCGCGACCCCUCCCGCGAGGCUGAGAAGACCGCGGAGGCGUCUGUGACACGAAUGGGCACCGCCGUCUCACAGGCAGAUGCGACUAUCACCGAUGAGCGGUACAACCGCCGGGUCGAAGAAGAGGCCAUCAGCAAGCUGGAACGGCUUGGGUAUCCUCGAGAGGAGAUUGUGCGACAGCUGAAAGAUCCGUCGUCGCACUUGUGUAAGCUUUACCAUCGCUUUCUGAAGGCAUUGACAGCCUGGGAUAGCAAAAAAUGACAUUGCUCUCAUUUGAGAGGUUUCAAAAUUACAUGUGCUGGGUCAUGUUCAGGUAGCGAUUCGCCAG